AAAAACAGACGACAAAUAUUGUAUAACUCAAAACGUGUAGUCUUACUGGUGCAAAUACGCGAUUAUUUUUUUAUUUGUGGGGUCGACGUGAAACACAUAAAUAGAGAUGGAGGCCGCAAUAACGAAAUAGUUCAUUUUCUAUCGUCGAGCGUUAAAUCAGUUUUAUAGGAAAACGGAAUCAGUGAAGGAAGAUAAUAAUCAAUUGCGUACAUAAAGAAAGUUUUAACUGUUUUGUUUUAUAAAUUAAAUCCAUUAAAAGAAUUAUAUCGUCGAGUGACUGAACAAACACUAAAAUAAAAAAAAUGGAAUACUGGAAAUCGAAAUGGGAAGAAUACACCGAAAGGUGUGAUUUUAAAGGACUAUCGAAGCCAGUUAAUAAACCUAACGAAAGUAUGAAAGAUCAAUUUUCGUAUGGUCACCGAAAUGCUGUGAUCAACGGUUCCACCUUUAAGCAACUUUCUAUCAUUACCAAUAAAUCUUACUUAAGGCUACCGGCUUUUAUAAGCUUGGCUUGGCACAAAACGUUACAUGUGUAUGGAAACGGUACUCAUACCAUCACGGCAACGAAUCUAGCAUCGUAUAGUCGGCAGUUGGUGCCGCAUAUUUUGGAUCAUUCGAAACAAGAACGGGAUACAUUGAAAGAAAUUGAGAUGGAACUAAAGAAUUCGUUUGCUGAGAAUUUAAGCUUGGAUCCAUCAGAAUUAUGGGAUAGUUUCUGCGAUAGUCUAAUUCUUUGGGGUGAUGCAGACUAUCAGAUCAACUCGAAUGUUCCACUGAUUUUGAAUUUGAGAAUGGGACAUAAGAACGAAGCGUUCGACAUAAAGAUUUCGUAUCAGUUCAAUUUAUUUGAAACCACUAUCAUUGAUGGAAUCUUGGAUUACUUUCGAACAGUCGUUGAAAGACUGGUAUACGGAGAGGUCGAUAAUUAUUUGAAAGUAUCAUCAAUCGAUUUCUUACCGAAACUGCAGAAAGAUCAAAUCGAUAAAUGGAAUGAAGAAACAACUGGUGAUUUUGCAGAAACAAAAAGGCUGCAUCAUUUAGUCGAGGAAGCUGCAGAAGCGACACCAGAAAAAUUGGCUGUAAUUUGUCAACAAACUUGUAUAUCGUACAAGGAACUUAAUGAGAGAUCUAACCAAUUGGGUCAUUUGCUUCACGUGAAGCAAGAGGUCAAAGCAGAACAAUUCAUUGCUUUGUUCUUAGAUAAAACUGAAACUCUGCUAAUGACAUUACUGGCUAUUUGGAAAUGUGGUGCAGCCUACAUACCUAUCGAUCCAGCUUAUCCAGAUGAAAGAGUCAAAUUUAUUUUGGAGGACACAAAUGCCCAAAUGAUCAUCACCAAUGGGCGCCAUAAAGACAGACUGUUGAGUGUUUUUGCUGAUGAAAAAUUCCAAUUGAAGAUCAUGGAUGUGGAGAAUCUACUAGCGAUUGCUGAGAAAGAACCAGUCUGCAAUUUAAAUAUAUCAUUGAAGAGUACCCAAUUGGCAUAUAUCACUUACACCUCAGGCACGACGGGAGUUCCGAAAGCAGUUUACAAGGAGCACAAAGGGGUAGUUAACAGCAUUACUGAUCUUUCGAUACGCUACGAGAUGCGACAAAAGCCCGAAGUUGUAGUUUUGUUCUCCGCAUAUGUCUUCGAACCUUUCAUACGACAAACAUUGAUUGCUUUAGUAAAUUCUCAACUACUGGUCAUAGCGGAUGAUAAUGAGAAACUGGAUCAGACCAAAUUUGUUGAAUUUUUAAACACACAUCAAGUAACCUAUUUAAAUGGAACCGCUUCAGUGCUCCAAGAAUACGACCUCAGCAAAUGUGAAACAUUAACAAAACUCAUUCUAGUGGGUGAAGAAUUGACGAAAAGCCGAUACGAUAAUCUGCGGAAAAAGUACAAGGGACGAAUAAUCUGUGAAUAUGGCUUCACCGAAUCGGCACUAGUAAGUUGUAUGAAUAGUUUCGACCUUGGAGACGAAAGAACCGAUCGGAGUAUUGGACGUCCGUUGAGAAACGUGAAGGCGUAUAUUGUUAACAACAACCUGCAACCGUUGCCGAUUGGUGCAAUUGGCGAACUAUAUAUCGGCGGUGUCGGUAUUUCCAGAGGCUACAUGAAUCGGGAUUCCUUGACAAAGGAAAGAUUUUUGGUCAAUCCUUUCCAAACUGAAAUGGAAAAAGUGAAGGGUAUCAAUCGCGUAAUGUAUAAAACCGGCGAUUUGGCACGUUGGCUCGAUAAUGGUCACAUCGAAUACAUUGGACGAAACGAUUUUCAGAUUAAGUUGCGCGGAAACAGAAUAGAACCUGCCGAAAUCGAAUCUGUCGUGCUUCAGUACGAAAAUGUUACGAAAUGCACUGUGGCAGUGAAGGAAUCCAAACUCGGUGAAGAGUUAUCCUCAGCCUCAUCCAGACAUCUGGUGGGAUACUUUGUGGCAACUGAAAACAUCACAGAGGAUCAACUAAUCACUUAUUUGGAAAAGAAACUUCCAAGAUAUAUGAUACCCGUCAGAAUGGUGCAAGUGGACAAAAUUAAAACGAAUAUCAAUGGGAAAGUGGAUUUGAAGGCUCUGCCGGACAUAGAAUUCAUUCGUCAAUCGACUACCGAUCCAGUUUGUGCAGCAAGAAAUGAAGUGGAUUUAAAGUUAAUUGACAUAUGGAGCGAUGCAUUGGGAAUUUGUAAAAAGAUGAUUGGUAUAGAAGACGAUUUUUUCCGGCUCGGUGGUCACAGCAUAACAUGCAUUCAGCUAAUUGCAAGAAUUCGACAAAACUUUGGCUGCGAAGUAACAAUCGAGCACAUUUUUUCUCUGAGAAGCAUUCAAAAGUUGUCGGAUUAUAUUUCGAAGCAAAACGGCAGACAAACUGAUCAGAAGCAAAAUUCAUGGAAAAAUCAACAGCCAGACAUGUACGAAGAAAUUCGUGCUAACAGCCUUCAUCAAGGUCUUGUUUAUCACUACUUAAAACAAGGUCAAAAUGAUGAUGCAUACGUAAUGCAGUCCCAUUAUCAAUAUUGUGAAGCCAUCGAUAGCUCAAUCUACAAGCGAGCAUGGGAAGCCGCUCGUACUAAAUUUCCAAGUUUGAGGCUGAACUUUAAAGUACUGAAAGAGGUUUACCAAGUCUUUCAGUCUUCAUCGUCACCAUUGGAUUGGAACUUUGUUGAUAUAUGCAGCAAAAACGACAAGCAAAUGGAAGUCGAUAACAUCAUCAAAGCCGAUAGAGAAAGACGUUACGACUUGGAAAGUGGAAACCUAUUUCGGGUGUAUUUGGUGAAAGAAGAAGAGUACAAAUAUUCCAUGGUGUUCAGCUAUCACCACAUUAUUUUCGAUGGUUGGAGCAUUCCUAUUCUAUUCGACUUCGUUCAUCACGCAUAUGAAGUUCUAUUAAAGGGAACGACAAUCAAUAAUUUACUGACAUCAACUGAUACAGCCUACAUGCUCUCUCAAAAGCAUCUUGAACUCCAUCGCAACGACCACCUUGAUUAUUGGACAUCACAAAUCGAACGAAUCGAUCAACGAGUGAAUCUUUCAGGACUGCUCAAAGAUGAAAUCAAAUAUAAAGUGCAGCUUAACAGUUACGAUCACAUCGAAGAUCAAAAGCAAUCCACUCAAGAGAUAAAUUCCGAAUUGGUGAAAAAGCUCCAUAAUUUUGGGAUGGACAAUGGAGUAACAUUGCACUCCAUUUUACAAUUUGUCUGGCAUAAAGUUCUGUUUGCAUACGGUGGUGGAAAGAAUACUGUGGUGGGAACUACAGUAUUAGGACGUAAUAUUCCCGUCGAUGGUGUGGAAAAUUCAGUUGGUCUUUUUAUCAACACACUUCCAUUGGUUGUGGAUCAUUUGAACGGAAAUGAAUUGUCAUGUGUUGAGGCAGUAAAAAGAAUCCAAAGGGAAAUGAACGUUAUGAAUUGCAAGAGUAAUGUGGAACUUGGCAAAUUGGGCAGCGGAAAUGGUGAAUUGAAACACUCCUUGUUUGAUAGUUUAUUCGUAUUGGAGCCGAAAAUGGACUGUGAAAAAUGUCUCGGGUUUACCUUGGUAAAAGACUACGAAAAAUUGGACUAUCCACUUGCAGUUAUUGCCAGAGAGCAGAUGGGAAUUUUAAAAUUUACACUUUGCUACGCUGGAGAAUUAUUUGAGGACCAAAUCAUUACUGAUAUUCUUGACUUGGUGGAACACGUGUUAAAUCAACUUGUUUCCGAUCCUGGACAAACUGUGAAAAACCUGCAUUUAGUUCUACCUAAGCAAGUGGGUCUAAUGGAAAAAUGGAACGAAACGAAGAAACCGUUUCCUGUCGAUAAAACUCUCCAUGAAGUAUUUGAAGAGGCUGCAAUGUCAAACGCAAAUAAAAUUGCCCUAAUUUACGAGGACAUAAAGUGGAGAUACGUCGACGUUAAUAAGAAGGCAAACCAGUUAGCAAAUCAUCUUCGGGCGUUAGUCCAUAUUAAACCGGAUGACAAAAUUGCAUUGAUUUUGGAGAAAAAUGAUUUGCUCAUUUUAAGCAUUGUUGGAGUGUGGAAAUCCGGAGCCGCUUUUGUACCAAUUGACCCAAGCUAUCCAGAUGAAAGGAUCCAAUUCAUGUUGGAAGACACUGAGGCAAAGGUCGUUAUUGUGAAUAGUCGGAACAGAAAUAGAUUGGAGAAAAUAGUACCGGAAACAAUCAAGUUUGUGAACAUUGACGACACUGUUGCGAACGAUUUAGCUAAAUAUGACGAUUCCAGCCUGGCGAGAAUUUCAUGUAGCACAAACCUUUGCUACGUAAUCUAUACGUCUGGAACGUCUGGCCGACCAAAAGGUGUAAUGACUGAACAUCGAGGAGUCGUAAAUUUGCAUGACUCAUUGUCGACAAUUUUCGCCUUAAGAUCCGGCAAAGACGAGGUGCUAUUAUCAUUUUCGAAUUUCGUCUUUGACCAUUUCGUUGAGCAAAUGACUGAUGCCAUACUGAGCGGUCAAACACUGGUGAUUUUGAAUGAUGACAUGCGAAGUGAUAAGAAACGGUUGUACAAGUACAUCAAAGACAAUAAAGUCACCUAUUUGUCCGGUACUCCGUCCGUGCUAUCUCUGUAUGAGUACGAAGAUUUGAAGACCAUUACACGAAUAGAUGCGGUUGGUGAAGACUUUACCGAAGCACUUUUUAACAAGAUUCGCUCUAAUUUCAAAUCCGGAAUCGUGAUCAACGGAUACGGGCCGACCGAAGUCUCGAUCACAACGCAUAAACGAAUUUAUAGAGAAGGUGAAAACAGAAAGAAUAAGAGCAUCGGACAUCAGGUUCACAACUCAACGUGUUAUAUCCUGAACGAUUUUGGGCAAAGAGUACCCAUUGGUGCUGUUGGCGAACUGUAUCUUGGUGGCAUUGGAGUUGGCCGGGGAUACUUGAAUAGAGACGAUCUGACAACAAAAGCAUUUGUACAGAAUCCAUUUGCUACUGACGAGGACAAAGAUCAAGGAAGAAACUUAAGGAUGUACAAAACAGGAGAUUUGGCCAGAUUUUUACCAAACGGAGAAGUUGAGUGUCUCGGCAGAAACGAUUUCCAGGUCAAAGUUCGUGGCUUACGUAUAGAACUAAGCGAAAUCGAAGCGGUUAUUUUGUCAUAUCCACAAAUUACUCACGCUGUAGUAGUUGCACAGAAUCAUGAAGAGUCUUCUGCCAAAUUUCUCGUUGGAUAUUACACAUCGAAUGCAACUCUAAACGAAAAGAGCAUUCUAAGCUUUCUGCAGAAUAAAUUACCAGCAUUCAUGAUGCCAAACAGAGUGGUCCAAGUGGAUGUCAUUCCCGUAACCAUUAACGGAAAAUGCGACACUAAGAAAUUGCCCAAAGUACAACAGUUCGUAAAAGAUCGAAAUCUGAAAGAUAGUGGAAACCUCAACGAAAUUGAAACCAAAUUGAGAUACAUCUGGUCGGAACUACUACGAUUGCCUGCAGAGCUCAUUGGAGGUGACGAUGACUUCUUCAGCUUAGGAGGCGAUUCGCUUUCUGUAAUAUCUAUGACAUUCAUGAUCAACAAAGUUUUUGGCAAGGUGGUUGGCGUUCCGCAAGUAUUUCUUAAUAAAUCGAUAAAGGCGCUGGGCCAUUUGAUCAACACAAGUGAACAUCAAGGUGAAUUAUUAAAAAUUGAGUCUAAUAUGGCACCUGCAUCUCUGGCACAAGAACGAUUAUUGUUCAUCGACGAAAUGGAAAACGGCAGUGCAGCAUUCAACAUACCUUUCGUUUAUAAAUUGAGGAGUUCCAGCGACGUGGAAAUGUUAAUGGAAUCGUUAAAGUUAGUAGCAGUGAGACACCAAUCCUUGAGAACGCUUCUAAUCAGGUACCAAGAUUCGUGUGUACAGAAAAUUGUUAGCGGCAAUGAGUUUGAAUACCUGUGGUCAUCCUGCAAUGCCACCAAAGAAGUUCGAUCAACAGACGAAUGCAACAAAGAAAUUUGGUCAUCAGAAAACCGCAUCUUCCUGCUGGACAAACAACUUCCUUUCCGAGCGCUGUUUUUGAAGAACGUUGCAACAUUGGAAACACUCGUCAGCAUAGUUUUUCAUCACACAUGUUUCGAUGGAUGGUCUUUCGCUAUCUUCCAGAGGGAUUGGUUAUCCUUCUUCAACCAUCUUCAGAAGGGCGAUACCGAAUCUUUCAAUUUACCGGAGUUGAACUACCAGUACAAAGAAUAUGCAUCGUUGCAGAAACGCAUCUUAAGAGGAAACACACUUGAUACCUUAAAAUCGUAUUGGCUCGAAAAACUUGCGAAUGCUGAACAAUUGAAUCUGCCAGCAGAUUUCGAGAGACCGUUAACAUUUUCAUAUUCAGGUUAUGAAAUUAUCCGCAACUUGGAUCGGAAUAUUGCGAUGUCUUUGAAAACUACUGCGAAAUCUUUGAAGACCAGCUUGUUCAGCAUCUUAACAUCAGCAUUCGCCCUAACUUUAAACAUCUACUCAGGUCAGGAAGACAUAUUGAUUGGAACACCGGUAUCUAACAGAAUGAGAUCGGAAUUCGAAAAUGUUAUCGGAUUUUUUGUGAACAUAUUGCCAUUGAGAGUUGCAGUGAAUCAAGAACUCAGCGUAGCCGAAUUUGUAGAAUCUGUUGGAGAUGAAGUCGUUGCAUCACACGUGAACCAGGAUAUGCCUCUUGAAAAAAUGGUUAAGGACCUGAAAAUCGAAAAAGAUUCAUCACGUCAUCCGUUGGUACAAGUUGUGCUGAAUUUUAAUCCUCUUGUCGGCUCAAUGACCGAAAGAAAAGAAAGCGAGCUCGUUUUGGAAAAGGUUGACCAGGAGUGUAGCAAAGCGACAACUGCAAAGUACGAUCUAUCAGUGACUGUGACGGAAACGAAAGAAGGAUUGAACAUCAAUUUCACAUUUGCUAAGACAUUGUACCGUGAAAGUACUGUUGAAGGAUACAUGGGAACCUUUAUGCAAAUUUUGUCUCUGUUGUCGAAACCUGAUACAAUGAAGAAGAAAAUUAAACAGUUGGAUUUGCUUAGCAACAAUACUCAUGCCAGCAGCAGUUUAUCAUAUCCGGUUAUCAAUGGUUUUCACACGAGUGACGCAAAUGAAGACACUACUCUGCCGAAUAUGUUCCAAAAUAUUGCUGCACAAUGUGGAACGGAGACUUGUAUCGCUUACAAGGAUCUUCAUCUAACAUACGAAGAGCUUAACAUCAGAUCAAAUCAGUUCGCACGAAUGCUUCGAAACAUGGGACGCAAGAGCUUAGUUGCAAUUUGUAUGGAGAAAACUGACUGGAUGGUCAGUAGUGUUCUCGGAGUUUGGAAGGCUGGCAGUGCGUAUGUACCGAUUGAUCCAAAUUAUCCCAUCGAAAGGAUAAAAUUUAUAUUAGAGGAUACAGAAGUGGAAGUCAUCGUGACAAAUCAAGCAAAUGAAACACGUUUUAAUCAAAUUUGCAAAGACAAUGACAAAGUUCAAAUAAUUGUGGUCGACUCGAUAAAAACUGUGGAGAAUCUGAAACAAUUAUCGAAGGCUAACUUGGAUAUUGAUUGUAACGAAAAUGAUUUAUGUUACAUAAUCUACACGUCUGGGAGUAGCGGAACACCUAAGGCGGUAAUGGUCAGCCACAAAAAUGUUGUUUCAUUCAGAGAAUCUCUAUUACAAUACCACAAAAGGAAAGAGACUGUACUCCUGUUGUCCAAUUUCGUUUUUGAUUUCUCCAUCGAACAACUGAUGCUUUCGAUUUUCAAUUGGGGAAAACUGAUAAUAAUUGAUGAACUGCAUUCAAUCGAUGACCAAUUUUACCAAUAUCUCAACCAAGAAUACCUUACUUAUCUGAGUGGCACACCAAGUGUGAUAACUGCGCUAGAUUUGUCGAGAUUAAAAUAUGUGAAAACCAUCACUGUAGCGGGAGAGAAGUUCCAGCAGUCUCAUUUCAUGAAAAUCCGAAAAGAAUUCAAUGGAAAACUUAUCAACGCUUACGGAGUCACUGAAACAACCGUUUAUAAUUCGAUCUACAUUUUUGGAGCUACGGACCCGUACAAGAACUCACUCGGACAGUUUUUCAGCAACACAACUCAUUACGUUUUGGACAAAAACCUGCGACGCUUACCGAAAGGAGCUGUUGGUGAACUAUACCUAUCAGGCUCUUGUAUUUCUCAUGGAUAUCUUAAUCGAAAGGAAAUGAUGAGAAAAAAUUUCUUGGCCAAUCCGUUUUACUCUAAGCGCUCCGACGAUGAUUCUCCAGUGCUGUACAGGACUGGCGAUUUGGUUCGUUUGAAUUCCACCGGUGACCUGGAAUAUCUUGGACGUAAUGACAAUCAAAUAAAGAUUCGUGGCUAUCGUAUAGAGCUUGAAGAAAUCGAGUGCGCCGUUCUAAAAUACCAGAUGGUCGAACAAUGUUGUGUAAUCUUCGAAAACAAUGCCUUAGUCUGCAUCUUCGUGAAAAAGGUACCUGAAACUGCAGGCGAGUUCAGCAUUGGAAAAUUGAAAUUAUUUUUGGAAUCCGUUUUGCCAAUGUUUAUGAUACCACAUUUAAUGCAAUAUAAUGGACCAUCUCUACCAGUGACCAGUAACGGAAAACUUGACGUAAAAGCUUUAAGAGACCUUUACCGAACUUCAAAUUGUUCGUUUGAAAUCAAAUAUUCUGCACCUGAGGACAACCUUCAGAACGAUCUAUGCAAAAUAUUCAGCUCUGUGUUAAAUAUUCCAAUCAAAACCGUUGGAAUCGAUCAUGAUUUCUUUAAUCUUGGCGGUGAUAGUAUAUCGUCACUUCUAUUGGCUGGAAAAAUUCGAAAUCAGCUUGGCAUACAAUGUAGUGUGAAGAAUAUCUUCGACAGCAGAACCGUCAGACGAUUAUCUGCUGAGUUUCGGUCCAAAUGUGAGACAAUCGUAAAAGUAAAUGGAAGUUUCACAAAUGACCAAGCCAGACUUAGUGGAGUAGUGGAAUUGCUACCAAUUCAAAAGUGGUUCUUCGCAAAGAAUUUAAAAUAUCCUCAUCAAUGGAAUCAAACCUUUACGAUUGAAGUGCCAUCGAAAUUGGAUGUCAAUACGUUAACCGAAUCAUUGCGCAGCUUGGUCAACCAUCAUGACGCUUUUCGACUCAGAUUUCGAAGAGAUGCUGAUGGAUACACUCAAUAUUACGCGGAGAUGAUUGAUAAUUCGAACAUUAACUUCCACACACUAGAUACAACUGGACUCAGCGAAAAUGAAAUCAACCAGAAACUUUCCGAGUGGACAGACUUGAAUAUUUCGGAAGGACCUAUGUAUACGGUGGUUUACUUAUACGGCAACAAUUCGCCAUGCAAAAUAUGGUGGUCAAUUCAUCAUUUAAUAGUGGACUCAGUAAGUUGGCGCAUUUUAAAAGAUGAUUUGAAGACACUAUACGAAGGAAGCAGUUUAAGCAACAAGGGAACUAGUUACAAAGAAUUUUCCUCGGCUUUGGCUGAUCAGUUUUUGCCUGAGAAAACGUAUUGGGAUCCUAUAAUCGACAACGUUCGUUUGUACAAUGCACGCGUUCCGAAAUCGCAUAAAGUAACACGUAAAUUCAAAUUCACUCUGGAUAAAGAUGAAACCCAGCGGUUGAUCUGUGGAAUUCAAAGAGGGGCAUCAAAAAUCAACCGGAUCAACCUUCAAGACGUCCUACUAACUGCAGUGGGUUUCUCCUUGAAGAAACUAACAAAUUCUGUCACCAACUACGUGACACUUGAAGGACAUGGUCGGGAACAAAUCAGCUCACAUUUUGAUAUCAGCAACACAGUUGGAUGGUUUACCACAAUGUAUCCAGUGGAAAUACACACGGAUUCUUUGGAAAAUCUUACAUCGACUGUUAGACAAUUGAGUCAAUCACUUAAUUCAGUUCCCAACAAAGGUAUUGGCUACGGAGCUAUUUAUGGAUACAAUGAUCCGCCAAUGCCAUGUGUCGCAUUCAACUACUUAGGAAGUUUUGGGAAAACUGCUGCAAUCGAUUCAGACUGGAAUUUUGGUGAUUUGUCGCUAGACCUUAGUUCGGACGAAAAUGAAAAAAUUAACAGCACAGUCGUAGAUAUUACUGGCGCCUAUAAUCAAGGAUGUCUAACAUUCUCCAUAGACGCUAGCCUGGAUCCAGAACAAAGCAAAGAGUUCGUCAAUGCCUUCCACGGUACGCUGAAACUGAUUUCAAAAAAUAUUGAGAACAUCGUUCCGCCGCUUCCUUUCGGCGACUAUGAAACCCUCUAUGAAUUCCCUUCCAACAAAAAUGCAACAGAGACGUUAUUCAUCUUUCCACCGGGAGAAGGUGGUGCUGAAAGUUACUUCAACAAUUUAGUGCCCAAUUUAAACCAAUUCAAUCUUGUGGUGUUCAAUAACUUUUAUCUGGAUCGGCAGCCAAUGGAAAUCAGUUUCGAACAACUGGCAUCAAUGUAUAUCACAUACAUAAAGACGAUUCAAGGACCCUAUAAUUUCCUCGGUUGGAGCUUUGGAGGCGUAUUGGCACUAGAGAUCUGUCGUCAGUUGAGUAACGCUGGGGAUUGCAUCAAUAACUUGUUUUUCAUCGACAGCUACUUAGAUGUUACUAAAGCUCUGAAAGAUCUCAAUAUUGGUGAGGAUACCGAAAUCAUUGAUAGAAUCAACCACAAAUACAACCCUACAUCGAUAGACUUUGAGAGGAUGUGUUCCGAACUGAAAAACAUUGUUCUAUUCAAGGCAAAAUUACUAAAUGAAAUGCAUAAAUCAAUAGAUCAACGCCGAUUUUAUGAGUAUUACCAGAAUUCGUCAUUCAAUAAUUUGGAUAAUUUAAUUCAUUCACAAUUAGUGCAAGUCAUCGAGUUGAAAAAACACUCUCACAAUACCUGGGUGAAAGAUAAGGAACAAGUGAGGUCUAUUGCAAAUUUUGUGGCAGAUAAAUUACUGUGAAUAUAUUCCCACGAAUAGGCUUAGUAUUAACUUUAUCAUUUUAAAUCAUAAUUUACAAAAUAAAUGUUCUAAUCAUUUGAAUCGAA
This is a messenger RNA of Bradysia coprophila, 11371 nucleotides long. RefSeq lists its product as uncharacterized. The record is from RefSeq and is a predicted model, not a curated record. Gene Ontology annotation, molecular function: catalytic activity; phosphopantetheine binding. Lineage: Eukaryota; Metazoa; Arthropoda; Insecta; Diptera; Sciaridae. Gene Ontology annotation, biological process: amino acid activation for nonribosomal peptide biosynthetic process; secondary metabolite biosynthetic process. Gene Ontology annotation, cellular component: cytoplasm.